Botrytis cinerea B05.10 is the source of this 1203-nucleotide messenger RNA. RefSeq lists its product as hypothetical. Bases 45 to 986 code for a protein of 313 amino acids. The transcript has 2 exons. The record is from RefSeq and is a predicted model, not a curated record. Lineage: Eukaryota; Fungi; Ascomycota; Leotiomycetes; Helotiales; Sclerotiniaceae.
GAAUCUUCACCAACCCCGCCGUAAGGUUAUGUUAUCAAUUAAUAAUGGCGGCUAAGAACACUGAAACUGUCGCCAAAAAAAGAGCAAGGCCUAAGAAAAUCAUUCUUGAUAUAUCAGCAACAUUUUCGCUAUCUGACAUAUUGACUUCGAAAGCUGAGAAGUCUGAAGGAUUGAAAUUUGGGAUUAAUAGUACGUGGGCAAUACGAAGAGUGAGUGAGAGUGAAAGGAAAGCAUCUCCAUCUCCAUCUCCAUCGACGAAAUCGAAAUCGAAAUCGAAAUCGAAAUCGAAAUCGAAAUACGGAACAUCUGCCAUUGUAGCCGCGAUUGCGUCUGCGCCUACUACGACCGAGGACUCAGAAAAGAUUGCCAUACCUGCGAUAUCUACUGCGAUUGUCGCCAUACCCGCUACCACCGAGGGAGAAAGUGACGUGAAAUUUGAGGGGGUCAUAGAUUCAUUGGAUCCGAAUAUGCCGGGAACACCAAGCUCCAGGAAUCGAUCUUCUCUGAUCGCAAACACAAAUACGAUGAUAGCUUCUCCGAUAAUCGCACAGGUGCAGCGUGUCCAAAGCAUACGUUCUGUAUCUACUCAAGAAUCCUCUUCCUCUUCCCCUUCGCCAUCUCAAUCUUCCAAAUCAAGAUCCUCCCAAUCGCAGCCCAAACCCGCUCGAACAGCGGCGAAACCCACGAAAUCCGAGCUCCCCCUCAAAGCUUUAAAUCAAUCUAUAACCUCGCGUCUGACCACGCCUUCGGGCGCCCGCUCUAUGGGUAAAGGAAGGGGAGAAAAACCUCUGCCGGGAAAUUAUCAAAGUGUAGCGAGGAGAGUUACGAUGACGAUUGUGGCCUUGCCCAUACUGUUUGUUACGAGUUGGGUGCUUUGGGAUAGGUUAGUUCUAGGACAGGAGAAAAAAUCACUUCUCCGCGAACCGCCCAUGGUACCUGGACCACCGAUGGCUGCGGAGAUGGAAGCGCGGAAUAACAGGGAAUAAUUGAGUGUGAAUUUAGUGGUGAGUAGAGGAUUCAAUGAGAUGUCUUUACGAUUUAUGAGGGUUGAAUGUGGUGGAUACAUAUAUUGUGAUGAUGGAAGCUCCGUCUCCCAAUGAAAAGUCUGGUUAUUCAUGGAUAGAUGGAUGGAUAAUGGGACAGGAGUUUAUUUUGGACGGAAUGGCAUGAAAAUGGCGAGAAAUAAUAUUUGAUACCCCUUCA